AUAAUAAUAAUAAAAUAAAAUAAAAAACAAAGCCGUGCGUAGUUCACACCUAGUAUUAAGUAUUUUGAACUCAACUAACUCACAUAAUUCCAUCAAUAAAACUUUAAAAAACCCAACGCGUCAGCGUCAUUUAAACACAAAUAUUAAGUUGUUGCAGUGCUUUGCUGGAAACGAUACAUUGUCUUCCCAAAAUAUCACAUACCUAUAUUUUAUUAAGUUGUUGCAGUGCUUUGCUUGGAAACGAUACAUUGUCUUCCCAAAAUAUCACAUACCUAUAUUUUAUUAAGAGUAGAGUAGUAAUCCGUAAUCCGUAAUAUAUAUACUUCGUAUAAUGCAGUUAACUAGUAAUUGAAUAACCCAAAUAAACAUCAAGAAAAUAAUAGAUAUGAUGAACAAUAAGCUGCAAUUGUUCAAUGUAUUCUUUCUCAUCGUGGCAACUAUUGUAGCAACAAAAUUAAUACUCAAAACUCUGUUAAUCAAGAGCAGCAAACGGCUACCACCAGUGGUGAAAGGGCGGAUUCCUUUGAUCGGGGGCGUGGCUCGCUUCGUAGCGAACCCUGUAGAGAUGCUCAAGGAGGAGUAUGAAAGCCUUGGAAGUGUAUUCACUAUAAAUGCAGUGUACAAGAAUAUAACGUUCCUGCUCGAACCCGAUGUAUCGGCUUAUUUCUUCAAGGCCGGCGAGAGUGAGCUCAGUCAGAAAGAAGUGUACGGGUUCACCGUGCCUAUCUUUGGACCUGGGAUCGUGUAUGACGCCGAGUAUUCAGUGCGUAAGGAGCAGUUUCACUUCUUCGAGGAGUCUUUUCGAAUUGAUAAACUCCGUGGCUUUGUUGAUUAUAUGAGCCAAGAAGUCCAGGACUAUUUUUCCAAGUGGGGAGAUAAUGGAGAGGUAGAUUUAAAACAAGAAAUGGAGAAUCUCAUCAUCUUAAUAGCAAGUCGAUGUUUUCUUGGUCAAGAAGUCCGUGAAAGUCUCUCGGAAGAUAUAGCUGCCCUUAUCAAUGAAAUCAAUGUUGCAAUGGGACCUCUUACUACGAUGUUCCCUCAUCUACCCACCCCACCUCACUGGCGCCGCGACAAAGCACGUAAAAAACUAGAUGAUAUUUUCUCAAACGUAAUAUCUUCUCGUAGAUUAUCUCCAAAAUCCGAGGAUGACAUGUUGCAGAGUCUUAUUAACUCGAAGUACAAAGAUGGUCGUGCCACAACCGUUACAGAAGUUACAGGUAUGCUCAUUACUGCCCUCUAUGGCGGUCAACGUUCGGGUUCUGCUACAGCUACUUGGACAGGUGCUUACCUUGUUCACUAUAAGGCGAUCUGGUUUGAUGCUGUGGAAGAGCAGAGAAGGUUGAUGAAAAAGCAUGGAGACGCGAUAACUUAUGAUGCAAUAUCUGAUAUGCAUCAUUUGUAUCGUUGCAUCAAGGAAGCCUUGAGGCUACAUCCGCCACUAGCAAUGCUAUUGCGUAAAUCCCAUAAAGAUUUUAGUGUGACUACUCGAAAGGGUGACAAGUACGACAUCCCAAAAGGGCAUAUAAUCGCAGCCUCACCGGUUUUGUCUAAUCGUGUUCCACAUAUUUACACGAAUCCUGAUAGUUACGAUCCUGAAAGGUUUUGCCCCGGAAGAGAAGAGGAUAGAUUAGCUGGCCCGUUCUCGUUCGUGUCGUUUGGAGGAGGCAAGCAUACUUGCCUUGGUGAGACAUUUGCAUACUUGGAGAUAAAGACUAUAUGGAGCUAUUUGAUUCGGAACUUUGAGAUCGAGUUGAUCACUCCGUUCCCAGAGACUGAAUAUAAUGAAAUAGUAUGGAGUCCGAAAGGAAAGGUGAUGGUACGAUACAAGCGUAGGAAACUUGUUAUUGAGUAAAUAUUGGGAUUGUACAAUUCUUCAUCUCGGUCAUUGUGGAUAUUGUUUGAUUCCACAAAGUUGUGAGAUUGUAGUCAUUGUACAGCUCUUCAACUCGGUCUUUAUUUGUUUGUAAUGAUGCCAUGCGUAUGUAUGUGUGCAUGCUUGUAAGCAAGUCAUCUUUAUUAGCUAUGUCAUUUUUUUAUUUGAAGAAAGAGUAAAUUUAGGCACCGCUCCAAGUGCGCUUACGUGAAGUAUAGGUGAAUAUGUUUUGCAAUCAUAGGAAGUUGGAGUUGAC
Chenopodium quinoa (quinoa) is the source of this 2129-nucleotide messenger RNA. Its product is annotated as obtusifoliol 14-alpha demethylase-like. The record is from RefSeq and is a predicted model, not a curated record. Gene Ontology annotation, molecular function: heme binding; oxidoreductase activity, acting on paired donors, with incorporation or reduction of molecular oxygen; iron ion binding. Bases 386 to 1852 code for a protein of 488 amino acids. The transcript is spliced from 2 exons. Lineage: Eukaryota; Viridiplantae; Streptophyta; Magnoliopsida; Caryophyllales; Amaranthaceae.